Molecule: messenger RNA, 851 nt
Organism: Pipistrellus kuhlii (Kuhl's pipistrelle)
Lineage: Eukaryota; Metazoa; Chordata; Mammalia; Chiroptera; Vespertilionidae
Gene: DYNLT4
Product: dynein light chain Tctex-type 4
Exons: 3
Coding region: 192-851 (219 amino acids)
Biological process (GO): microtubule-based movement
Cellular component (GO): cytoplasmic dynein complex; cytoplasm
Molecular function (GO): dynein intermediate chain binding
Source: RefSeq, a predicted model, not a curated record
GGGGCCCUUCUCCCACCUGCCGGGAGGCCACCCAGGCUGUGAGAGCUGCAGGUGACAGGGUGCCUGCGGGGAUUUCGGAAGAGCUGCCAUCCCGGAACUGAUCCUGGAGCCUCAAUCCUCUGAGCACCUAAGAAUUCCCUCAGCCCUGGCCUAGCUGAUUGACCUGCCUCAAAAACCCAGCCCGCAGGUCCAUGGCUGGGAGGCCUGUGCCCCUAGGACGCCAGGAGGAGGAGGCCGCCAAAGAGCCCGGGGCGAAGCUGUCGCUGGUGCGGCCCCCGGGCCACCUGCCCAGCAUCGAUGAGGCCCGGCCCGCGGCCCCGGGCCCAGCCUCCCGCCGCGGCUCCGUGCUGGGCCCGACUGCAUCCUUUUCCCGCCGCAACUCGCUGGCCGGCCCAGGCUUGGGUCCCGGCGGCCGGCGGCCAUCCUGGGGCCCAAUGCCCCCGUUAGGCUCGAGGAUCAGCUUCUCGGGGCUGCUCCUGGCACCUCCUCGGCGGAUGGCGCCCUCGUACCGCACCGAGCCGGCGCCCGGGGAGCGCUGGGAGGCCGUGCGGACGCAGCACGCCCUGGAGGAAGUGCUGGCCACCGGACUACGAGACACGGUCUACCCCGGCCCCAAGGCGGGGGCCCUGGCGCGGGCGCUGUGCGAACGGGUGCACGCGCGCCUGCGGGAGCUCGGCCCGCCCCGCCACAAGCUGGUGUGCAGCGUGGUGCUGGGCCAGCGCGCCGGCCAGGGCGUGCACGUGGCCAGCCGGGCGCUCUGGGACGGCGCCCACGACGGCCUGGCCUCCGCCACCUUCACCAACGCCUCGCUCUUCGCAGUGGCCACCGUCCACGGGCUCUACUGCGAGUGA